AUGUCGUCUCCGGCAGGGGUACCAAUGGGAAAUCCUCAAUUACAGAAUCAACCACCUCAAGCUCCUCCGCCAGCGAGUAACAAUGAUUCCGGUGAAAAUGGCAUGAUGGUUAGACCAAUGAGACUCAAGGUACUCUACACUUUCGAUGACGAAUGCAAAACCAAUUGUUUGGCACGGUGGCCGCAAGUACUCCAAAUUCAAUCUAUCGCUAUGGACGAGAAGAAUUCAAUAGGUGUUAUCGAUCUUUACACAUGUUUACAGGCAAUUAUUGAAUGCAGCCCAGAACUGCUUCCUCGACCCGGCCGAGAUUUUACCGUUUAUGCCUACGAUUUUUCUGAAGAUGAUAGUCCUCUGGUAGGACAAGGGAUGCUUUCUCGGGCUUUGACGAUGCCUCCUAUGCCAAAUAACUCGAUACAUCAGUCACAAAAGCUCAUUACUGGACGAGUAUGCAAGAAUAUCAUGGGUUUAUUUGCAAAUGGAGUGAAGGAAACUUUGGAGGUCAAGCUUCGUCUGGUCCCUCAAACAGUUCCACCAAUGGAGUAUAGAAACAGCAUGGGAAAUCCCCAUCAAAACAUGGCAACACCAAGAUAUGAUCAGCAAGAAUGGAAUUCUUUAUCAAGAUCGCAGGAAAACGCCCCAUCUCAAAUGUCGAAUAGGACACCAACCCCGGCUGCUAUGUCGAAUAACAAAGGAACUAGCAUAGAAGUUGUCAAUCAGCUUCUCAGUCCCAGUCUUCCACCGGUAAAUCCUUAUAAUCAAAAUUUACCGCCAGCACCUGUAACCGUGCGUGAGGAACCAGUACCGAUUGCUGCCAGAGACCCUAAGAUCGCUAGGCCCCCUUCUAGGACGACUGUGAAGAGGGGAAGACGUGGUCGCCCUCCGAAGAACCCACGCCCUGAAACUGGAGGCAAUACCUCUGGAUAUGAAGAAGGGACGGAGGGAGAAGAUGGCCCCGCUCCGAAGAGAAGGGCGAAGAUUACUCAGGCGGACUGGAGUAAUAGGUCGGCAUUUGGGUCAGGGUCUGACUCACUCCGAGUCACAGCAAGUACUGCAGGUUCUAUACGUGCUUUCAGACCGCUAGCUCCGUCUGGAGGCUUAGCAGCUGGUAAUCAUUUACAGGAAGUUCCUCGAUCCCCCACCCCAGUACCAAUCUUACCACAACCAGUCAAUCAGCACAGACCGCAGUCACAAAGUGGGCUUCGACAGGGGUCGAAUCCUCAAUCAGAGACGCCUCAAGCACACUCACCAGCUUAUUCACAAUUAGAACCUUCACUCCCCCCAGAAGAUCGUCUCAGACUCUCAAUUGAAUCAGCCCAUCCCUCACCGGAACAGGUUGCUAGUCCAGGAUUUACACCUCAAGACAUCGCAUCAUCCCCACCAGUCUUACGAAAUGUCACUCCGUCAAUACGAUCAAGCCCCCCUUGCCUUUCGAGUCCUUCGCUGCCACCUAUGCCUAGGUUAGAUUCUGGCUUCAUGAGCGGUAAUUUAGAUGAUCUCGAUGAUCUUUUUGGAGAAGAUGAUGAAAUCUCGCGCCCAAUCGAUGAAGAGGAUAUUGUGGUUGCAAAAAAGAGCACCAAACGGCGAGGGCCUCGCAAAAUGCAGCCUACAAAUUCGAAUCUUAAUGGUGGAUUCCAUAUCCAAGAAGAAACACCAGGUCCCAUGGAACUGCUCCCUAAACGGAUGCUUCUCAGUGAGCAGGCUAAACCAAAACCUCCCAAGUCAGUACAACCAAAAUCUAGACGGAAUAGUAUCAUGUCCGAAGAUGGGCAGUCAUUACCCCCCUUAAAGCCAGAUACCCGUCCCAGUUCUCGGCCGCCUUCUCAGGUCCAAACUGCUCCCAGUAUGGAUCCACCAGCGCCGACUUUGCAUUUACCCACGCCACCAACCAGUGAGUUCACAAACCAACCAAUAUCCCAAAUGCCUGCAGGACCUCCACCGCCUCAGCCUCGUCCAGCAUCCGGAAACUUUUCUCGGACCGCUUCCACUGGAUCCAUGGCUCUUCCAGCUAUUCCUGCGAAUGAACCCAUUCUUCCACCUACGUUUCAGCGAUCUCAAACCUGGUCUGAAAAUCCACAUUAUAUGACUGAAACUCCCAAUGCACCUAGCCAAACAGAAGCUAAGAAGGCGUCUAUUAAGCAGAAGUUGGAGAAUGCCCUCAGAAAUGGACAAAUGCCCCAGUAUUGUGAGAAUUGCGGCGCUAUAGAAACUCCAACUUGGCGCAGAGCGUGGUCACAAGAAUGUCAAGGUGCUCCAGGCUACCAUGAAUACUCUGAAGAAGCUGGAAGAGUGACAGCAAUUAACAUUCUCUCAAGAGAUGACACCGGACUUCCCACCUCGUAUCUCCUCAUUAAAAAAGCCCUUGCUGCUGGUGAAGAUCAAAAACAGUACAAGGCAUUCAUUCUUUGCAAUCCUUGUGGUAUUUGGAUGUCGAAGUAUAAGUCUCAACGCCCAGAAGCAAAGUGGGGCAAAGACCCGGAUACAAAGAAAAAGCGACCUUCCAAAGCUAAGGUUGCUACUACUAUGCCCACAUCUGAAGCAAAUUUUCCACAGUCAGAGAUCAAUUUACCCCCAUCCGAUGCCUUCUAUCAACAGCCUGCGGCUCCUUCUGGCACUGACCGUAUGUCCCCCAUUGACCUCGAUGGGUUAAACUCUGCCAAUCAGAUAUCCAAUGGUAAUGAUCGUCCAAACGGAGUGCGCCGAGCAAACAGUCUCCGUCCUACUAAGAAGAUGAACGCAAUGACCUCAGAUUCAGCUUCCGCGGCACUAAGGAGGGCUUUACAAUCUAGUCCAGCUAGGUGGACACAUAACAGCCAUGUUGAAGUAGGAGAUGGGCCAGAAGGGGACACCACACGGCGACUUUUGUUUCCUUCACCACGUAAAGAUUCAUCCCCUAAAGUCCUAGGCGAAGUUACUGCGAAUUUCGUUCAAAUUGCUGUUGACAUUCACAACGCCAAAGAUGUAGUCAGUGGAACGAUGAACAAGGAGAAUUGUUCGGCACCAUUUGAUCUAGAAGAGGAAGCUGAACUUAUGAGAUUAAUUGAGGAGCAAUUUGCUCGUCCAACCACGCCAAUUCAAAAAACCCCAGUCGCAAAUCCAUUCAAAACUCCAACUCGAGUAACUCCAAGCCAUAGGCCCAUCACCAGGAGUGUAACAAGAUCUAGUCGCUCGGUCAAAUCGGCAAGCCAUCUUUUGGCACCUCCAAAAACACCAAGCAAAACCCCUGGAUCAAGUCGCCGAACUCCUCGUGGCAAUGCUAUUUUCGAGUCACCAUUUACUGCCCAAUUGAAUCAGCUCAUGUCUGACAAUCCUAUCCAUUCCCCCUCUCAACACCUCGAUUUUGAUAAUUUACCUGAUCUUCCUAGCUUCGAAAAUGGAUCUUACAAUCUUCAACAAUACGAUGAAGAUUUCUUUUCAACAGAUGUACCAAUGCCUUCUUCGCCACCCCGUAUAUUUCCUGGAUUUAAUAAUACUUCGGCGGGAGGACCUCUUGACUGGGAUAAUUUCGGUUUUGAUUCCGUCUCAAAUGAAAAAGAGAAGCAAAAGGAAAAAAAUGUGGAGAUCAAGCAGGAACCGACGGAGGAAACAACAACAGAUGAGACGGCCUAA
Molecule: messenger RNA, 3606 nt
Organism: Sclerotinia sclerotiorum 1980 UF-70
Lineage: Eukaryota; Fungi; Ascomycota; Leotiomycetes; Helotiales; Sclerotiniaceae
Exons: 3
Coding region: 1-3606 (1201 amino acids)
Biological process (GO): regulation of transcription by RNA polymerase II; rDNA heterochromatin formation; silent mating-type cassette heterochromatin formation
Molecular function (GO): zinc ion binding; sequence-specific DNA binding
Source: RefSeq, a predicted model, not a curated record